AUCGUGAAUUUGAGCAUAGACAAUGCCCACUCGAGUCUAGACCUCUUCUCAAAGCACUUCUCCGUCGCCACUCUCACUCCCAGUUCGCUGUUGAUUGCUGAUAUUAAAGCCCUCAAGUGUCCCCGUCGACGGUCAGCUGGAGUAUUGUACUCUAACUAGAUCUCGACGGAAGUUACCGAUCGGAGACGGAGCCUUUCACCCACUUUCAGCCUUCUCGUUUGCACUGAACCAUGGGAAUUGAGGAAAGAUGGUGUGUGGUAACUGGAGGACGGGGCUUUGCUGCUCGGCAUUUGGUUGAAAUGCUACUCCAAUACAAUACUUACUCUGUUCGGAUCAGUGAUUUGGGAGCUAACAUUGAACUUGAGCCAGCUGAAGAAUCAGGAAUUCUUGGUGAAGCUUUACGCUCGGGUCGUGCCCAGUACAUGACUUUAGAUCUUCGUAACAAGGCCCAAGUACUUAAAGUAUGUGAAGGAGCUGAGGUUGUGUUCCAUAUGGCUGCUCCAAACUCUUCCAUUAACAAUUUUCUGCUUCAUCAUUCAGUCAAUGUUGAAGGGACAAAAAAUGUCAUCAAUGCUUGUGUUGAGCUCAAAGUGAAGCGACUUAUCUAUACGAGCUCUCCUAGUGUGGUUUUUGAUGGUGUUCAUGGAAUUCUUAAUGGAGAUGAAUCACUGCCUUAUCCCGCUAAGCAUAACGAUCAUUACUCUGCAACUAAAGCAGAAGGGGAGGCAUUGGUCAUUAAGUCUAAUGGGACUGAGGGGCUUCUAACAUGCUGCAUACGCCCCAGCAGCAUUUUUGGGCCUGGAGAUAAACUGUUUGUGCCUUCAUUAGUUGAAGCUGCUAGGGCAGGGAAAUCAAAGUUCAUUAUUGGUGAUGGCAAUAACCUUUAUGAUUUCACUUACGUUGAAAAUGUGGCACAUGCCCAUAUAUGUGCCGAUCGAGCUCUAGCUUCGGAAGGGACAGUUGCAGGAAAAGUCUCAGGGCAGGCCUAUUUCAUCACAAAUAUGGAACCUAUAAAGUUUUGGGAGUUUAUGUCACUUGUUCUGGAAGAUCUUGGAUAUGAAAGGCCGAGAAUAAAGAUCCCUGUCUUUGUUAUUAUGCCAAUUGCGCAUAUGGUGGAGUGGGCUUAUAGGCUGCUAGGUCCAUAUGGGAUGAAGGUUCCACAGUUGACACCUUCAAGAGUAAGACUUUUGUCUUGCAGCAGAACUUUUAAUUGCUCAAAAGCAAAGGAUAGCAUUGGCUACACACCCAUCAUAACACUUCAGGAGGGUCUACAAAGGACUAUUAAAUCGUAUCCACACUUGAGAGCUGAAAAUCAGCUUAAUACUAAAAGAGAAGGGCCUUCCAAAGCUUCCAUAUAUCUUGGAAGUGGAAGAGUUGCUGACACGUUGCUCUGGAAGGAUAAGAAGCAAACUGUCACUGCAUUAUUAGUUUUGUUUGCCGUAUACUACAACUUCAUUGCAUCCGGGUCUACUGUUGUUACUGCUCUUUCAAAGCUUCUAUUGUUCACAUCAGUCUUUUUAUUUGUCCACAGCAUUCUACCUGAAAAAAUGUUGGGAUAUACAAUUGAGAAAGUACCCGCAUCUUGGUUUCACUUAUCAGAAGAUAAGUCACAUCAAGUUGUUUUCUCCCUUGCUUCUUCAUGGAAUUUCGCUGUCAAUGUUUUGAAAUCUCUUGCAGAAGGGAAUAAUUGGGUGCUGUUUCUCAAGGUUACUGUAUCUCUCAUCAUUCUUAGCUUCCUUGGAGCCUUAUCAUUUCAGAAUACAUAUGUUAUAGGAAUUGCCUUUGCAUUUAUAGCUUUCUACGUAUAUGAGAAGAAGGAACAAGAAAUUGAUGCCCUAUUUCUGAAAACACAACAUUUCGGAUGCAAGUUAAAAUCUGACUUCAGUGGGAGGUUUCUUUCUUCAAAGAAGAUUGAUUGAUAGCUGGUAGCAUGUGUUUUUUGUUCUUUGGGGUUUGGCUAACAUGGGAAGUUGCGUCUUCAUUUGCUAGUUCUGUGGAUUUUUGUUUUGAUUGUUCGACAAAUCUAACAUGGAUUGCAAGCCUGCAUUGUUCGAAGUUCGCAAGCUUCUUAAA
Molecule: messenger RNA, 2073 nt
Organism: Prosopis cineraria
Lineage: Eukaryota; Viridiplantae; Streptophyta; Magnoliopsida; Fabales; Fabaceae
Product: 3beta-hydroxysteroid-dehydrogenase/decarboxylase-like
Exons: 13
Coding region: 231-1919 (562 amino acids)
Biological process (GO): steroid biosynthetic process
Molecular function (GO): 3-beta-hydroxy-Delta5-steroid dehydrogenase (NAD+) activity
Source: RefSeq, a predicted model, not a curated record